AUGGCGGCCUGCAGGCAGUGCUGCUUGAACCUAUGGCUCCGACCGCUGGGCUGCGGCCCCCUCCGCCCCCUCGGCCGGCCCGGGCGGGAUCGGGCACUCAGCUAUUUGCAGGUGCGAGCGCUGUGGAGUGGCACCGGGUCCAGGGCGGUGACUGUGGACCUGGGACACAGAAAAUUAGAAAUAUCCUCUGGGAAACUGGCAAGAUUUGCUGAUGGCUGUGCUGUGGUACAGUCAGGUGAUACUGCAGUAAUGGUCACAGCAGUCAGCAAAACAAAACCUUCACCUUCCCAGUUCAUGCCACUGGUGGUGGACUACAGACAGAAGGCCGCUGCAGCAGGUAGAAUCCCCACAAACUACCUUAGAAGAGAGAUUGGCUCUUCUGACAAAGAGAUUCUUACAAGUCGAGUAAUAGAUCGUUCAAUUCGACCUCUCUUUCCAGCUGGCUAUUUUUAUGAUACCCAGGUUCUCUGCAAUCUGCUAGCAGUCGAUGGCAUCAAUGACCCUGAUGUCCUAGCAGUUAAUGGUGCUUCUGUAGCCCUCUCCUUAUCAGAUAUCCCUUGGAAUGGACCUGUUGGAGCAGUACGAAUAGGAAUGAUCGAUGGAGAAUGUGUCGUUAACCCAACAAGGAAAGAAAUGUCUUCUAGCACUUUAAAUUUAGUAGUUGCAGGAGCACCUAAAAGCCAAAUUGUUAUGUUGGAAGCCUCUGCAGAAAACAUUCUACAACAGGAUUUUUGCCAUGCAAUCAAAGUUGGGGUGAAGUAUACACAGCAGAUAAUUCAGGGCAUCCAGCAGUUGGUAAAAGAAAUCGGUGUUGCCAAGAGGACACCCCAGAAGAUAUUCACUCCUUCUGCGGAGAUUGUGAAAUACGUGCAUACAAUUGCCAUGGAGAAACUCUAUGCAGUUUUUACAGAUUAUGAACAUGAUAAAGUUUCCAGGGAUGAAGCUGUUAAUAAGAUAAGAUUAGAUACAGAGGAACAUCUAAAGGAAAAAUUUCCAGAGGCUGACCAAUUUGAAAUAAUAGAAUCCUUCAACGUUGUUGCGAAGGAGGUUUUCAGAAGCAUUAUUUUGAAUGAAUACAAAAGGUGUGAUGGACGAGAUCUGACUUCACUUAGGAAUAUAAGUUGUGAGGUAGAUAUGUUUAGAACACUUCAUGGAUCAGCACUGUUUCAGAGAGGACAAACACAGGUGCUCUGUACUGUUACAUUUGAUUCAUUAGAAUCCAGUAUUAAGUCAGACCAAAUUAUAACAGCUAUAAAUGGGGUAAAAGAUAAAAAUUUCAUGCUGCACUAUGAGUUUCCUCCUUACGCAACCAAUGAAACUGGCAAAGUUACUGGUGUAAAUCGAAGAGAACUUGGACAUGGUGCUCUUGCUGAGAAAGCAUUGUGUCCUGUUAUUCCCAAAGAUUUUCCUUUUACCAUAAGAGUUACAUCUGAAGUCCUAGAAUCAAAUGGGUCAUCUUCUAUGGCAUCUGCAUGUGGUGGAAGUUUGGCAUUAAUGGAUGCAGGAGUCCCAAUUUCAUCUGCUGUUGCAGGUGUAGCAGUGGGAUUGGUUACCAAAACCAAUCCAGAGAAAGGUGAAAUAGAAGACUAUCGUUUGCUAACAGAUAUUCUGGGAAUUGAAGAUUACAAUGGUGACAUGGACUUCAAAUUAGCCGGUACAAACAAAGGAAUAACUGCAUUACAGGCUGAUAUUAAGUUACCUGGAGUACCAAUUAAAAUUAUAAUGGAAGCCAUCCAACAAGCAUCAGUGGCAAAGAAGGAGAUACUGCAGACAAUGAGCAAAACGAUUUCAAAACCUCGAGCAUCUAGAAAAGAAAAUGGACCAGUUGUAGAAACAAUAAAGGUUCCACUAUCAAAACGAGCAAAAUUCAUUGGGCCUGGUGGAUAUAACUUAAAAAAACUCCAGGCUGAGACAGGUGUAACAAUUAGUCAGGUUGAUGAAGAAACCUUCUCCAUAUUUGCACCAACACCUACUGCAAUGCAUGAGGCAAGAGACUUCAUUACAGAAAUUUGCAGAGAUGAUCAAGAGCAACAAUUAGAAUUUGGAGCAGUUUAUACCGCUACAAUAACUGAAAUCAGAGACACUGGAGUGAUGGUAAAACUGUAUCCAAACAUGACUGCAGUGCUACUUCAUAAUUCACAACUUGACCAACGAAAGAUUAAACAUCCCACUGCCCUAGGAUUAGAGGUUGGCCAAGAAAUUCAGGUCAAAUACUUUGGCCGUGAUCCAGCUGAUGGAAGAAUGAGGCUUUCUCGUAAAGUUCUUCAGUCUCCAGCUACAACUGUUCUCAAAACAUUAAAUGAUAGAAGCAGCAUUGUAAUGGGAGAGCCUAUUUCACAGUCAUCAUCCAGUUCUUCCCCUUAACUCCUUUUUGAAAUGGUAUGCUAAACUGCUAACAAUUUGGAAAAACCAAAGCCAGUUCUUGGAACUCCAGGGGAGUGCCACAGAAUUAAACGGACGGCUCACUAACACCAACAAUAGAAGCACCAUCACUUCUGCUUAAAUCAGGAGCCUACCACUCGUGCCAGAGCGUCCGCUCAUCUUUAUUUAAAUCAUGAAAGUUUUUCACAAUUUCUAAGUAUUUAAUCUGGGACUAUCAUAUGCCAAGAACUAAUUUAUAGUCCUUGCAAGUUGCUCCUUUAUGACCUUUAUUUUGACAUAUCAUAAAUUAGUGUUCAAUUUUUCUUUACAUUUAUUUAUUUUGUGCACUUACAAACUACUGUGCAUGUAUAGGAAUCAGAAUAACUUGGGAGGUGGUUUUCUCCUUCCACUUUGUGGGUUCUAAGAAACAAAUUCAGGUCAUCAAGCUUACAAUAAGCACUUUAACCUGCUGAGUCAUCUUCCU
Messenger RNA from Arvicanthis niloticus (Nile rat), 2845 nucleotides. It is a transcript of the gene Pnpt1, whose product is annotated as polyribonucleotide nucleotidyltransferase 1. Gene Ontology annotation, biological process: mitochondrial RNA 3'-end processing; mitochondrial mRNA catabolic process. Gene Ontology annotation, molecular function: polyribonucleotide nucleotidyltransferase activity; RNA binding; 3'-5'-RNA exonuclease activity. Gene Ontology annotation, cellular component: cytosol; mitochondrion. The record is from RefSeq and is a predicted model, not a curated record. Lineage: Eukaryota; Metazoa; Chordata; Mammalia; Rodentia; Muridae.